Molecule: messenger RNA, 2457 nt
Organism: Cryphonectria parasitica EP155
Lineage: Eukaryota; Fungi; Ascomycota; Sordariomycetes; Diaporthales; Cryphonectriaceae
Exons: 3
Coding region: 1508-2098 (196 amino acids)
Source: RefSeq, a predicted model, not a curated record
CAACCGUCAAAGACUGCCAAUUCUUUCUGCCACCAACCUCUCGAAGUCCCCAGCCACUCUCCCACACGGGCUUCUUUCCUUUCAUAACAUCACUGCGCCGACCUAGAUCGCUACAAGUCCACGCGAUCGUAUCGCAAUAGUCACGCUGUCAAACAGCGUCUGCCAUCUUUCUCAGCUGCCAGCCUUCUUCUUCGUGUUUGUCGCAACCCAUCACGGCUUACGCGACUCGACCAUUUUCAUCAACGCUCCUUGUCACAUCUACGACCAGCGUGUCUGAUUGAAAGCAAUUCGCCGAGCGAUUACUUUCGUCAACUUGCAUCUCUAAUUACGAGUCGCAACUAGACACGCGACCCGACCGCCCAUUUUUUAUCCUUCAGACCAGCUACACUCAUUCUUCCGUCCCUCGACGUAAAUUUCAACAUGUCUACCAAGCUCAACCAGUCUCUCGAGGAGAUCCUCAAGACCAACCGCAGUGCCGGUCGUGGCCGCGGUGGCCGCCCUCGCCGCAGCACCAGGCCGACCAAGACUGUUGCUCCUACUGGCGGCGUCAAGAAGAACACCAAGCCUGUCGGUAAGGCUGCCAAGCAGGCUCCUGCCAAGGCCACCAAGGGCCCUCGUGGCAGCCAGAUUCAGAUGAGCAAUCUGCCCAAGGACGUCUCCGAGACCCAGAUCAAGGUAUGUGAUCGAUGAGGCUAUUGCAGCCAUACGGGGCUUCUUUCGGCAUCCACUUCCAUCGCGUAUAACAUCGACCAAAAAACCCUUUCCCUCGGUCGGACAGAUGGCGGUUUUCCAUUUCGCGUCCACCUAUCCGGUGGCUUGGUCAGACCUCAACAACGUCUCCUUCCUCGCUCUCCGCGGCGCACACAUGCUUUGACGCUGCGAGGUCGCGUACAGGAAGUCGAGCAUCGCGUGUCGCGCAUACACAACAGCAUGCUCAGAUAGCCUGGCAAGCAUCUAAAAGAGCGCUGUCUGCGACGAGUCAAUCGCGAAGGAGUGUCAGCACCAGAGUGUCUCCCUCCGCGGCCCUACCCUUGGCUGCCGUCCUUGAUGAGAAAGCGUUCCAUCACCUAUUUCGCGAGCAAAGCAGUGAGCAACAGCGAAUUCCAUACUCGACACUUGCGGCGGCACACGGCCUUUCCUAUCGCGUCUAUGGCGGUCUUCUUUUUCUCUCUUAGCACGAUUGUCGAUAGCGGUGGCCUUUUGUGUGCGAGGCGAUAUUGUUUUGCCUGAGCGGUAGCAGUCUUCUUCUUAGUCGCAGUGAUGCAGACUCGAGAAGUGGCUAAGCUCCUGAGGCCUUCUCAGGUUGAGUGUAAAAUCUCCACCUAGAAGAGAGGCGAGUUGGCAUUCGGGGUCUUGGUGGCAUAGAUUCCCUUAUUCUCCUCGUCCGGCCAGAGCCGUUUGUCAGCUGCCGUGAGGUUGAUGGUGGCUCUUGACGGUUCUUAUCACUAACGCUCACUGCUUUGCUCGCUCGAUACUUGAUGUUGGAAGAUUUUCGGUCUUUUGGAAAAUGAACGGCGAACACUGCGAUUACGACCAAGCGACCUGUCGACUGGAGCGCACUGGGGAUACUCUCAGAUUGCUUGCUAACACGUGUUUCUCUCCUGUUCAGGACUACUUCGCAGAGCUUAACAAGGACACCAAGAAGGGUCCGGUCGGCACUAUCGUGAAGCUCGAGUCAUUCUCCAGCGGCACCCGUAACAUGUUCCAGGUUGCCUUCAGGCAAUCUGAUGCUGCCUACAAGGCCCUCGACCGUCUUAAGGACAUCAAGAUCGAUAACAAGCCCAUCGAUGUCAAGAUCCUGGUCUCUGGGGACGCCGUUCCCGAGCCUCCCACCUUGAGCCAGCGCGUCACCAGCGCGCCCAAGACGGCUGCUCCCACCAAGGCUGGCCCCAAGCCCAAGAAGGCUGCUGUUGGUGCGAGUGUCAAGGACGCCAAGAAGGGUCGUGCUGGCCGCGCCAAGAACGCGCGACCGGCCAAGAAGACGGCGGAUGAGCUCGACGCCGAGAUGGCUGACUACUUCGACGCUGCUAAAGCCUCCGCUGAGGCGAACGGUGCGGCUGCCAACGGCGAUGCUCAGAUGGAGGACGAGAUCAUGUGAGAGGCACCUUCCAAUCAGUAACUAGAAGCGGUAUCCGCCUGAGGAACGCAUCUUCAACCGGUCAACCUGUUUCCCAAUUGAUGGGGGAAACGGGGGUAGGAAGGUACAUUCGGACAGUACUUUUCUUUCCAAGAGUGGCGCAUUUCUUUCUUUCCCUUUCCUUGUGUGAGGGGAUUUCACUUGUCCGAUUUCCAGACGAAUGAGAUCGAGGUGGCAGCAGAUUGACGAUGACCAGAAUGGGAAUAUUCCAUCGUAGCAACCUAAUGGCGGUUUUUUGAUUGCUAGGGAGGCUGUUCAUGCUAUACCACUACAACUUGUAUAGCGUACACUAUGUGGAAUGCACAACACAUUUUCCGCCC